Messenger RNA from Cuculus canorus (common cuckoo), 4475 nucleotides. RefSeq names its product proto-oncogene Mas. Gene Ontology annotation, molecular function: G protein-coupled receptor activity. Bases 1300 to 2280 code for a protein of 326 amino acids. The transcript is spliced from 3 exons. Gene Ontology annotation, biological process: G protein-coupled receptor signaling pathway. The record is from RefSeq and is a predicted model, not a curated record. Gene Ontology annotation, cellular component: membrane. Lineage: Eukaryota; Metazoa; Chordata; Aves; Cuculiformes; Cuculidae.
GUGUCCCUGCCCAUGGCAGGGAGUUUGGAACUAGAUGAUCUUUAAGUCCCUUCCAACUCAAACCAUUCUAUGAUUCUAUGAUUUUAAAAUGAUGCCAAAAGGUGCCUUUAGGGACAACCGCAUGAGGGAACUUGUCACCUUCACCCCCAACACGUCUAUCACCACAUCAGUAGGAGCUAUGAACAGCCAGGCUGGUGAAGAACCAGAUAUUUGGAUGCCUAAGGGGCUGCCACAGGUUGACAUGAAUGACUGGGUGCUCAGUUCAACAAUCACCGUUGUUCCCAUGCUGGUUGUCCCACGGUGCGCCAGGACCCCAUCAGGAACCAGGAUCCCAAACUCCUGCACAGGCCUGCCCAAUGUCCACCCAGAUGGGCGUGCAACCACUUGGUUGGAGGGAUCUUCCCAAUAAUUCCACAUUAUUUAUCACGUUAAUAAUAGUAACAACAAUGAUUUGUUACUUACUUAUAGCUGAAAUGGUCUAUUUUAUUGGCGUUUUCUUGCAUCCUGCAAUCUCAGUGGGAGUGAGACGUGAGGAUGGUGCACAGAGCAGGCGCCCGCCCGCUGGUGUCAGAGACUGCAAGUCCGUUGGUCUGCGUCAUCCUUGGGUGUGUCACACCAUCCUGCUUCCCCCCCACCACCACAAGGAGGGAUGGAGGCAUCCAGGUCAGCCCUUGCAAUCAGGCGCUAUGUCGAACAUCGUGUCCUCAGGGUUGAUGGGUUGACAGGGAGCUUGAUGGUGGUUUCUAUGUGACAGCAAAGAGCAGACGUUCAUAAGAUGGGAACCACUUGAUGUCUCAGGGACGCUGCAGCUGGGUGCAGAUGAGAAGAAGCGAAUGAGAAGGAAGACAAGAAUGUCACGCUCAACAGAACAGUUGAGAAGAGGAAGUGUUUGAGGCAACCAGCAGAUUGGUCUGCAAUGCCCGUCCUGUGAGGGUGACUCUUUGGCAACUUGCUUCCGCUGCUCUCAGAGGUGGUGACCAAGCCCUGGCACGUCUGCAUGUCCACAGCUGCCCGUUGCUCAGCAGAACCACAGGACCGUGGUCUCAGAGCCCAUUUGGCCUCAAGCUGAGGAAGAGACAGGGUACUGGAGCCUGCACGUGGACCAUUGGAGGAACCUCAUCAUGGAGCUACCUAGUUCCUGCUGGUCAGAUCUCAUCUGGGAGAGUUUUGGUGUGGCAGCUUUGUAAAACCUGACAGAGAGGACUGGACUUUGCAGCUCUGGGAUACCAAGGCUGUGCAAGGACUCUACCCUCACUGGACCCCCCUGUGCCUGGGAAGCACAAGACAGAAAGAAGGAAGAUGGACUGCCAUCCCAACAACACGAUCUGUGACUGGAGUACAGUGUCCCCAGCACCUAUGGAGAACAUGGUCUAUGGGGAUGGACACAAUGGGACCAAAUGCUUUGCAGAACACAUCCCUGAGAUCAUCACCGGUAGCAUCACGCUGCUCGUCUGCCUGUGUGGGCUGGUGGGAAACGGGGCCAUCCUCUGGCUUCUCGGCUUCCGCAUCCAGAGGAACCCCUUCACUGCUUAUCUCCUGAACCUGGCCAUUGCGGACACCUGCUUUCUCCUCUGCACAUCAGCUUUCCUUGUGAUAUAUCAUAUGCCGAUGCUCAGCUGCUUUCAGCCAGAGGUUUUGCGGGCGCUGCCACUGUUUCACUCCAUGGUUCUGCUCAUGUAUAGCACCAGCCUCUAUCUCCUCACGGCCAUCAGCGUUGAGAGGUGUGUGGGUGCCCUUUGGCCAUUCUGGUGUCGAUGCCACCGCCCGAAGUUCCUGUCAGCCAUCAUGUGCAGCCUGCUGUGGACCCUGGCCGGUGUGCUCGCCGGGCUGGUGUACUUUGUGUGUGACCUGAGUCACUCUAAACACUGCUGGACGGUUCUUGCAACCUUGUGCUUUCUCAAUUUCUUCUUUUUCACUCCCUUUAUGGUUCUUUCCAAUGUGAUCCUCUUCAUCAAGCUUAGGCAUAGGUCUUGGCAACACCACACAGCAAGGCUGUAUGUUGUCAUCUUCUUUGCUGUUUUCUUCUUUCUCCUCUUUGGUAUCCCAUUGAGUGUCCAGAUCUUCCUCAACUUCUUUGUCUACAUUAAUUUUGUCUUUGAGAUCUGCCUCUUACUGGCCGCUCUCAACAGCAGCAUCAAUCCCGUUAUUUACGUCCUGGUUGGGAGCUGCGGAAAGUCCAGGUUCAGGGGAUCCGUCAAAGUGGCUCUUCAGAGGGUCUUUGAAGAUAGAGCAGAUUUCCAGGAGAUGGGGGAGACCCCUGUGAUGGAAAUUCCUGCCUAAACCCCUCUGGCUGCAGGUUGGCACCUGGAGAGGGGCAGCCCUGCCUCUGCUCACCGGGCCAGCACCCAUGGGAGCAAAGCCCUUGCUUGGUUGGGUGAGCAGGACGGGUGGUGGAUAGUCAUGCAUCCUCCAGGACACGUCACAGUGGAGAUUUCCCAGGGCAGGGCUGGUUCCCACCUUGAACUUAUUGUUAAGUUGUUGUAAUAAAAAUGCGUUUCAUGUAACUUAUUGGUGAUGGCAGUUUCUUCCCAUGCUGGCUCCAUGGAGUGUCCUUGCUUGGUCCCAAAGUCACAGUUGUGACAGUCCCCUCACACUUCCUGCUAGUUUAUAAUGCUGAAAUGUUGUGGUCCAGCAAGUCCUGCAUCAUUUUUUUUACAGGGUUAACAGAGCCGUACUCCUGUACCUUGUCUGCUUCCCAGCAUGGAGAUGUCCUCUGCCUCUGCCCUCUUCUGGGACCUUAGUGUCUGAUACUAGAGCACCUAUCACUUACUGCUUUGACCCUCAAAAGCCCCAAGACCUGAGGAGAUGAUUGAGGGACAGAUAUGACAUUUUCAGCUCUCUCUGGCUUGAUGUUCUCCUGUGCCACAGUUUGUCAGAAAACCCACCUCAGUAUGGUUCAUGGAGCUGGGAGCAUCAGUCAGCAGCCAAACCUUCACCCUGAAAAGGAUUCCAUCCCUGCCCCAUCCUCGGAGAUGUUCAAGGCCAGUUUGGAUGAGGCUUGGAACAACCUGAUCCAGUGGAAGGUAUCCCUGCCCAGGGCAGGGGGUUGAAUGGGUUUUGAGGUCCCUUCCAACCCAACCCAUUCCAUGAUUCUAAGAUGGUGCCCGUGGAAGCAGAAGCUGAGAAAUCCUGGGUAUUUCUGCUCCUUUGCUGAGCACACAGAUAGUUGGAGCAGUGAGAGUUGUGUCACACAACAUCGUGCUGAUGUACCUCUAUGUUUUCCUUGUCAUGACCUGUUCGCACUUGAGAGGGUUGGUUUGAUGAGGGAACGUGAGAUUCUGUAGUUGAGGACACAAACACAGCAUCAGGGAGGAAGAAAGGAUGCAGUUCUGGUCCUGGGGUCCCUUUCCGUGCCAGUUCCCAGCGGGAGCACUCCUUGCUCCCAGGUCCAACAGGAGCUGUUUUACAUUUCACCACCACCACAGUCAUUAUGGGUAGGAAUCAUCUCACUUAGCUUCAUCUCACCUAACUUCAGCCCUCUAGGAAUUCUAUGGAUCUGAGAAAACCUUUGUAGGCUGCUGAGUGACCACAACUGGAGUGUGGGAGAAGUCUCAGAUGGAACCCUUAACUUUAGAUGGCUAAAGCCAAGUGGGCGGGAUUAAUUAAUCUGAUUUUCCUGAAAUCUUGAGAUCUGAAGUCACCUCUCCACCAUCUGCAUGUGCUCUGGUCCCUGCACAGAUCUUAUUAUUCAGCUCCUUGAUGCUCAUUGUCGUGUGCUCUUGGAAACUGCAUAGUUGAAGGUCAAACUUUGGUGUGAAAUCAUCACAUAUGAGUGGCAACCCCAGAUCCGAAUCAGAAACAGAAGGUUUGGAGCCACGCCAAGCUUGUAAGGCGGGGUCCUAAAGAUGCACGGUUGGAAUGAGAGGAGAAAAGUUCAGCCGGUUCAGCGAGAUGAAUGUUUUGGGAUUGAGGUUGCUUUAAAAUGAACUGAAAGAGGAACCAGACACGGAGACAAUCUGCUUUUCCCAUAGGUCUGGUUUCUGAGACUCCUUUUUGUUAGUCAUUUCCUGUACAAAGCUAAGAGUAGAUUUUAAUCAGAAUCCUGAUAGUAUCAAAUGCAAUGAAAUCGUUCCUUGUUUGCAAGAACCCUCGAAAACACAACCUGCUUGGCGAACACUGAGAAGAGUGGUUUGUGAAAGGAUCUGAAGAAGACCCCACGCUGGACACUUUGCAGGCUCACCAAGGCAGGCUUUGGUCCCGUUUCCCAAGUGAUAUUUCCAGGAAACCUCCUGAAGAUCCAAUCCCGGGGGUGGCAGCUGGCGAGUGCUCGGUGAUGUGAGUCUGCAGCGAGUCUGCUCCAGUGAAGUUCUCCAGGCUGUGAGAGGAAAGAAGCUGUGUGAGUGGGAAGGAGAAGCAGCAGAGGUUUCGUAAUAAGCACAUUUUUCCCUGCCAUGGAAAGAACUGAUCCUGCUUGCUGGAACCAGCCUGGUGAGAUGGAAUAUAACAGGACUUGGCGUCACAGGCUGCUGAGACAU